UCGAUGGAAGUGGCAGCUCGAUUUGAGCUCGAUUGGAUCUACUACGUUCGUUGGUUUCUAGUUCAAUAAUCAAUUUCGAUAUUCCUUUCACUUUUUUAUAAAACGUGUAUUAUUAGAGUAAUACUAUCCGUCUAAAUAUCGUGACUUUUUACAGUUACCUUUACAACUAACAACAGUGCGAUGGCAUUUGGUUUGCUAGUAUUCUAAUUUAUAAACAUAAAAAAUGGGUUUAGAUUUCGAUGUUUUAGAGUUUUGUAAAAAACUACGUCAAAAUAGGCCUCCUCCGUACCAAUGUCCACUAGAAAAGUGCGAUAAAGUUUAUAAAAGUUUGUGUGGCUUGCAAUAUCACCUAGUCAAUUACGAUCAUGAUAAUCCAACACCGGCGACUCCCGCUGUAACCAAUAACCGUAAAAAAGGUAGGAUUCGAGCCGCUGUCCCGACUGCUGAUAUUGCCCUUCAAAGCCCUCCGAAGGAAGCCUUGACUUUCGCUGAAGCCCAGAAAGUUGUACAAUUCGAGGUCGAUGGUAAAAUAAGCCGAAUACCCAUCGAUCAACCUUUACCGAUAAUUUCUUUAGAAGAAUGGGAAAAGAAGAAUUCGGAGUUGGAAAAGCCAUUACUUUUUGUCGAACCUCCACCUGAACCUCAUGUGAAGUUGCCAGAAGCUACUUUUCGGCUAAUACCAGAUUAUAACGAAAGAGUGUGCGAUGCACCGCCUCGUCCAAACGCUUACAUACGGUUCAUUGAGAAAUCAGCUGAAGAGUUGGACGGAGAAGUGGAGUAUGAUGUUGAUGAAGAGGACACAGCCUGGUUGGCCAUUAUCAACAAGAAUAGAGCGAAACAAAACUUGCCACCAGUAUCGGUGGAUACUUUAGAGUUGUUGAUGGAUAGACUUGAAAAGGAAUCAUAUUUUCAAGCAACCCAGAACGGUCAACAAACUGCUGCAACCGUAGAUGAAGAUGCAGUGUGCUGUAUUUGUAUGGAUGGAGAGUGUCAGAAUACAAAUGUGAUACUGUUCUGCGAUAUGUGCAAUUUAGCCGUUCAUCAAGAUUGUUAUGGGGUGCCAUAUAUUCCAGAAGGCCAGUGGCUCUGCAGGCGUUGCUUACAAUCACCUUCUCGUCUUGUAAACUGUGUUUUGUGUCCUAAUACAGGAGGAGCCUUCAAACAAACAGAUCAAGGUACAUGGGCACAUGUUGUUUGUGCUCUUUGGAUACCUGAAGUACGUUUUGCGAACACCGUCUUUUUGGAGCCUAUCGAUUCAAUAGAAAUGAUACCAGCGGCGAGAUGGAAACUUCAGUGUAUGGUAUGCAAGCAGCGAGGAGCGGGGGCCUGCAUACAGUGUCAUCGAAGCAACUGUUACUCAGCGUUCCAUGUCACUUGUGCCCAACAGGCUGGCCUGUACAUGAAAAUGGAGGCGGCUGGAUCGGGGCGUGAUCCUAGUCAACCAGUGCAAGUUGCGAAAAUGGCGUAUUGUGAUACACAUACACCGGCGCAUAUAUUACAGGAAAGACGAGCUCUAGAGUCUGAGGGUGAAAAUAAAUCCUCUGACUUGUCGGCAGUUAGACAGAAGGGUCGUGAGAAAAUUAAACAGGCGCGGCGCGUGCUGGCGCUGAAGCGCACGUGGGCGCCCGUGGUGCUGGUGCCCACGCUGCCGGCCGAGCGCGUGGCCGAGGUGGCGGCGCUGGCGCGCGGGCCGCCCGCCGCGCGCGCGCAGCUCAUGAAGCGCCUGCUGGCCUACUGGACGCUCAAGCGCCACAGCCGCAACGGCGUGCCGCUGCUGCGCCGCCUGCAGAGCCUCACCAGCCACCACGGUACCAGAGGUAUUCAAGACGGUACAGUUAACAUAAGGGAACUGUGUAAUCAAUUGAAAUAUUGGCAGAGGAUAAGACAAGAUUUGGAACGAGCGAGACUGCUGUGCGAGCUGGUGCGCAAGCGCGAGCGGCUGAAGGCGGAGCUGACGCGCGCGUGCGAGCGCUGCGUGCUGCACGCGCUGAGGCCGCAGCGGGCGGCGCUGCACAAGCUGCUGCGGCUGCUGCGCCUCGCCGACCACGGCGACGUGUUCGGCGAGCCCGUCGACCCGCUCGAGGUACCUGAUUACAGUACAAUCGUCAAACACCCGAUGGACUUGAGUACAAUGGGAAAGAAACUGGACAAAGGAGCAUACAAAACCAUUGACGAUGUUGAGGCGGACUUUCAGCUGAUGGUUGACAAUUGUCUCACCUAUAACAACAAGGAUACAGUCUUCUAUAAGGCCGGAAUAAAAAUGCGCGAACAGUGUGCGGCCAUAUUCCGACAAGCAAGACGUGACGUCAUCGAGGCGGGGAUGCCGGAGCUGGCGGGUACGGGAGAGGUGGUCGAGGCGGUUCAGGCGGCCGAGGAAGGCGAGGCAGAGCCGAGCGAGGCGGGGGAGGGGGGUGAGGUAGAAUCGGGGGAGGGGGGCGAGACUGAGGCGAGAAGAAGGCAGGCAGGUGGGCGGCGGCGCCGCGCACUGCGGCGCUCCACGGACAGCGAGCACACUGCGGACACACGAAGCGAACGGGGCGUAUCCAUAGCGCGUAGUGAGCGACGUAACCCGAGUGUACAAAGAGAUACCGAUGACGAUAAUGCGCACGCGCCGCCCCCGUCCCCGGCGCCGCGCAAGGUGAACCGCAACUGGUGGGCGGGGCGCGGGCGUGGGCGGGGCCGCCGGGGCCGCGGCCGCGGGGCCCAGCGCCCGCCCCGCCCGCCCCGCCAGCCGCGCGCCACAGACACCCCAACUACGGACUCCGAGGCACCAAUAAUAACCAGGAAGAGCGUAGAACGGACGCAGAAGCUGGCUACUCCUGAGAAAUCACCUUCGAAACAACCAGAAGCUCCAGGUCUCGGGCUUUUGGGAGGAUUAAGAAAGCCGACGUUGCUGGUUUCACCGUCCUCAUUAGCAACACCCCCUAAGAGUUUCGGGUCUGACGCGACAUUGCCCACAUUAUCAGCCAGCUUGGGCCGGGCGAAUCUGGAAACCUCGCCUAGGAAAAAAGGAAGGGGCCGGCCGAGGAAACAGGACAAAGAUAAGUCCGUCUCAACACCUGAUCUUUUUAGAGGCAUGGGAGGUGGCGAGGGCGCGGCGGUGCCCGGCGGGGCCUCGUUCCUCCAGUACCGCGGGCCGCCCGGGGAGGUCGGCUCGGACAGCGACCUCGCGCUGUCUAGGUCUUCCAGCAGCAGCUCGGUGUGGUCGCAGUCGUGCUCGUCGUGCACGCACUACGACGACGAGAACGCCUCGGACCACUCCUGCUCCUUCAGCUCCAGCGAGGGCUCCAGCUAUAACGACACGAUGGAUUCAACGCUGGACACCGGCAGUGGACCGGAGCGCCGUCGCAGAGACACGCGCUCUGCACUCGCCGAGGCUUCUGACAUCGAACCCCCGACCACUCCUGUUAAGGUUCGCGGCACAAGAUCUUCAACAUCUAAAACACCAGUGAAAGCCGCCCAACCUGACAUGCAGCUCGAACCCUUACAACUUGUAUGGGCUAAGUGCAGAGGUUACCCUUGGUAUCCAGCUUUAAUCAUCGAUCCAAAGAUGCCGAAAGGUUUCAUUUAUAAUGGUGUCCCCCUCCCAGUACCACCGCAAGAUGUCCUCAAUCUUAAGAAGAAUUAUGCUCACGAACCAAUUCUCUAUCUAGUUCUGUUCUUUGACGUUAAACGUACUUGGCAAUGGUUGCCACCGAUUAAGCUGGAACCUUUAGGCAUCGACAAAAGUGUGGAUCAAGCCAAACUGGUUGAAUCUAGGAAACCGACAGACAGAAAGGCAGUUAAGAAGGCCUACGGUGAUGCAAUGCAGUUUAGAAAGCAGGUAGAUGGAGAUAAAUGACACAGGUUUCGAUAUCGGUCCAUGCGGCCGACGAGGAACAGAGCUUUCACCUUUGGAACAUUCUCCAUGAUGCAUAUACGCACACCAGAAACCACGGAUUCCAGUGACUAGUAAUUUAAUCAAAUAUUUAUGAUCGUUAUAACAUGUGUGUUGUUAGAUGAAUUUGUAUAAUCUUUCAAUAUUGUAGAGAGUGUAUGUAAAAGCAAUUAUUGAAAAAUUAUAUUUAUAACAUAAAAGUAUAAAAUAAGAAUCGUGGUUUUUGAAAUAAAACUAAAUUUAUUGUACGUGGAAGCUUUUUACUCGAAUAUCAGUGAUAACUUUCGUUUUUAUAUAGUUUUUACUACGUACAUAAGUGUUGCUUCAUUUUGUGUUGUGUAAAAUAAAACAUUAAACAAUAA
Messenger RNA from Melitaea cinxia (Glanville fritillary), 4239 nucleotides. RefSeq names its product bromodomain-containing protein 1 (gene Br140). Gene Ontology annotation, molecular function: protein binding. Bases 224 to 3841 code for a protein of 1205 amino acids. The record is from RefSeq and is a predicted model, not a curated record. Gene Ontology annotation, biological process: regulation of transcription by RNA polymerase II. NCBI's taxonomy places the organism in Eukaryota, Metazoa, Arthropoda, Insecta, Lepidoptera, Nymphalidae. Gene Ontology annotation, cellular component: MOZ/MORF histone acetyltransferase complex. The transcript is spliced from 23 exons.